AUGGCGCCUUUCCUUACGAAUGAUAACGGCGCGCCUGGAGCGGACCGUCAAAGCAAAGCAAAAAAGGCCACCGGAAUAGAGGGAAUGGGGAUCACUGCCGAGCGCAGCCACUCACCUAAAGGACUUGAGCAUGGAGUUGAUACGGAAUUCCUCAUUGCCGGAGCAGGACCUGCUGGGGCAUCCUUGGCUUGCUUUCUCGGCUCUCAUGGGCUGAAGGGCAUCAUGAUCAGCAGUGCCCCAGGGACAGCAAAUACCCCCCGCGCACACAUUACUAAUAUGGCGGCGCUAGGUCAGUGGAGCUGGAAAAGCUGGGAUCGACAGGAGAAGAUCAUACGCAACACAAAACCUCAUGCAUGGCUCAACAAAGCAACCCCAAGAGACCCUAUUUCCACAAUCGACAUUGCUUGCCAUGGCAUGUUCACCCUCCUGAGUGGAAUCGGAGGCGGACCCUGGAAGAAAGCAGCUGAAAUGGUUGCAGAAACACUUAAGGUUCCGAUCCAGGUGCACUCCAUUGGGUUUAGACAGGACUGGGAGGACGUGUACUUUGAAUGGGAAAGCUUGCGAGGCGUGGAAGAAUCAGGAGCGGUGUUGGUGCGGCCAGAUCGCUUCGUUGCAUGGAGGGCACCAGAGGUUCUCCAGGAUACUGGAGCAUGCGCGUCGAAGCUUCUUAUCGUUAUGAGGACUAUCCUAGGAUUCGUUGAUGUAUAG
Molecule: messenger RNA, 708 nt
Organism: Penicillium daleae
Lineage: Eukaryota; Fungi; Ascomycota; Eurotiomycetes; Eurotiales; Aspergillaceae
Product: FAD binding domain-containing protein
Exons: 3
Coding region: 1-708 (235 amino acids)
Molecular function (GO): FAD binding
Source: RefSeq, a predicted model, not a curated record